Messenger RNA from Pelmatolapia mariae (spotted tilapia), 11053 nucleotides. It is a transcript of the gene kcnh2b, whose product is annotated as potassium voltage-gated channel, subfamily H (eag-related), member 2b. Gene Ontology annotation, cellular component: plasma membrane. Gene Ontology annotation, molecular function: inward rectifier potassium channel activity. The transcript is spliced from 17 exons. Gene Ontology annotation, biological process: membrane repolarization during action potential; regulation of heart rate by cardiac conduction; regulation of ventricular cardiac muscle cell membrane repolarization. Lineage: Eukaryota; Metazoa; Chordata; Actinopteri; Cichliformes; Cichlidae. The record is from RefSeq and is a predicted model, not a curated record. The coding region runs from base 801 to 3662 and encodes 953 amino acids.
ACAGCAUCUCGUAUCUUUUGUGCGGAAGGUUUUUUUUCCUCUCUCUCAGCGAAACACCUCCCUGAACACGCGUUUUCCAGCUCUGUUUCCCUCUCUUCCUUCUCUCUGCCACUCUUUUUUCAGAGUAGUAGUAAUACCAGCAGCAGCUGAACAGCAUCGUGGGUCCAUCUACAACUGAUAGAAACCGACUCUCCUGUUGCCAUCCUCCAUCUCUCUCCUUUUCUCUCCUCCUUCUCCCCUGUUGCAUGCUGAUUUGUUCAAAGAUUGCGAGGAGUUGACAGCCAGACACCCAUCAACAAGAAUGCUGCAGAAGUGGAGGACAGUGGAAGAAACUCAUUGAGAUGUAGUAAGACAAAGGACAGAGUGAUGCCGGCAGUAGAUUAACAGGGAACCGUUGGGCAGCUGAGGACUGAUCUGAGCCUUGCAGAGGGAAAGCAGAGCAGAAAGCGAGCUGGGGUUCAGUUGCAUCAGGGUGGAAGCUGUUGAAUAGCUGCAUGUGACGCCCUCCGUUCUUGAGCCCGAGGGAAAAGGAUCCUAUGAGCGAAGAGGAUAAGCUGUACCCAGGAAGCAGGGGAAUGGCAUGAUCUCCUCUCUUUCAUGUGACUUCUGACAUCAUCUCGAGGCAUGAGACUUAGUCCACGCCAUGCUACUCCUUGUGGACUGCCUCUGAACAGUGACUUCCUUGUCAUCCCAACACCACGUAGGGAAGUCACAGAGUUGGUUCAUACUGCAGGCAGUCACGGAAACCCAGGGGGCCGCCCUGACCCUGACCCCUCUGCGGUGAGCUGCCGCUGAGGACCAUGGUCCUGCCGUUGCUGCUGAAGCUCCUUAACGUCUUCCUGCGCCAGUCGACCCUCACCAAAACUGCUGCCGCGAAACAUUGCCACCGCCCGUCCUGCUGCCCGUCUGCUCUGAUGCCGCGCCCGCCCGGCCUGCCACUCUCUUGCCGCCGCGGGUGGGAGGCGAAAGAGCACCCACGACGUCUGCCCACCGAAGGGAGAGAGGUGCUGUCUCUGGGUGCAGAUGUGUUGCCGGAGUACAAGCUGCAGGCUCCUCGCAUCCACAAGUGGACGGUGUUGCACUACAGCCCCUUCAAGGCGGUGUGGGACUGGCUCAUCCUGCUGCUGGUCAUCUACACCGCCAUCCUGACUCCCUACUCAGCCGCAUUCCUCCUCAGCGAUCACGAAGACACGCACGGUUGCAUUUACUCCUGCUCUCCUCUCAAUGUGGUGGACCUCAUAGUGGACAUCAUGUUUAUUAUUGACAUCCUCAUCAACUUCAGGACAACAUACGUAAACUCUAAUGACGAAGUGGUGAGCCACCCGGUGCGUAUAGCUGUCCACUAUUUCAAAGGCUGGUUCCUCAUCGACAUGGUGGCUGCUAUUCCCUUUGACCUGCUCAUCUACCGCAAUGGAGAGGAGACCACCACUCUGAUUGGUCUGCUGAAGACUGCUCGUCUCCUACGGUUGGUUCGUGUAGCCCGAAAACUGGAUCGCUACUCAGAGUACGGUGCGGCUGUCCUCUUUCUUCUCAUGUGCACCUUCGCCCUCAUCGCUCACUGGCUGGCCUGCAUCUGGUAUGCAAUCGGUAGCGUAGAGCGGAACGGUUCAAUCGGCUGGCUCCACACUCUGGGCGACCAGUUAGGGAAACACUUCAAUGGUUCCAUACCAGGUUCAGGACCUUCCAUCAAAGACAAGUAUGUGACAGCGCUGUACUUCACCUUCAGCAGUCUGACCAGCGUGGGAUUCGGAAACGUGUCCCCCAACACCAACUCUGAGAAGAUCUUCUCCAUCUGCGUCAUGCUCAUCGGAUCCCUCAUGUACGCCAGUAUCUUUGGGAAUGUCUCAGCCAUCAUCCAGCGGCUGUACUCCGGGACGGCCCGCUACCACACCCAGAUGCUGAGAGUCAGGGAGUUCAUCCGCUUCCACCAGAUCCCCAACCCACUCAGGCAGAGGUUGGAGGAGUACUUCCAGCAUGCCUGGUCCUACACCAAUGGCAUCGACAUGAACGCUGUGCUGAAAGGUUUCCCUGAGUGUCUCCAGGCUGAUAUCUGCCUCCAUCUUAACCGGACGUUGCUGCAGAACUGUAAGGCUUUUAAAGGCUCCACGAAGGGCUGCCUCAGAGCGCUGGCCAUGAAGUUCAAGACCACCCACGCACCCCCGGGUGAUACGCUGGUCCACGCUGGCGAUGUCCUGACUGCCCUCUACUUCAUAUCCAGGGGAUCCAUAGAGAUACUGAGAGGAGACGUGGUGGUAGCCAUCUUGGGGAAGAACGACAUCUUUGGCGAGCCCAUUAACCUGUAUCACCGACCCGGUAAAUCCAAUGCUGAUGUGAGGGCUCUAACGUACUGCGACCUUCAUAAGAUUUUGAGAGAAGAUGUUCUGGAGGUGCUGGACAUGUAUCCUGAGUUUGCAGAUCACUUCUGGAACAACCUGGAAAUCACUUUCAACCUCAGAGACACUAACAUGAUCCCAGGUUCCCCCAGCAGUGACGACUCCAACUCUGGGGGGUUCAACAAAUUAAGGAGACGUAAACUGUCAUUCAGAAGACGCACAGAAAAAGAUGAUGCAGAUGCUGGAGAAAUAAAAAAGUCCCAUAAGUCUGUGAGACGAAGACAGCGGGAGACGGCCCACAAUCAAAAACAAGAGGAGGCGUCUAAGAGACCGUGGGGGGCACAUCGAAGCUCAGUGUCCUCACAUUCCAGUGGUGAUGAGGGGGAGGAGUCAGUAGUGACUGGUCUCGCCCCUCCGUCUGCAAUGCAAGAGAAUCCACACAAGCAAGUCCCACCCUUUACCGAGAACACCGAGGGUGAUGGAGACCCCAAGCCUGGGAACACCUGCAAUGCCCUGUCAGGGGCAUUCUCAGGUGUGUCCAACAUCUUUAGUUUCUGGGGAGAGAGCCGGGGGAGUGGUCAGUACCAGGAGGUUCCCAGCUGCAGCCUUGCCUCCCCUCCGCCCCUCAACACACCACUGCACAGCUUGAGCCGACAGCAACGCAACCAGCUGGACACACGCCUGGACCUGCUGCAGAAACAGCUCAACAGGUUAGAGAGUCGCAUGUCAACGGACAUCGGCGUGAUCAUGCAGCUGCUGCAGAGGCAGAUGGCGCUGGUACCUCCAGCCUACAGCGCUGUUUCAUCACCACCUCAGGCCUCACCCUACCCAGGUCCCGGUCCAGGACCCGGUCCGGGAGAUGGAGUGGUUCCUCCUGGUACACCUCUUGAGACAGACACACUGGCCUCUCUGUCACAGAUCCUGCAUUCCCAGGACUUUGAGGAGUUCCCAGCUAAACCUCUUGACUCUCUGCAGCCCCAGGACACGUCUCUGAUCAACACAAGCCAGAGCCAGCUUGCCCCUUCUGGACUUGACAGACUAGGCCAGCAUCUCGGACUAGGCGGUGGAGCUGGAGUCGUUUCAGUGGCAGUGGUAGGUUCAGGUUCAGGUUUAGGUUUAGAGUUAGGGAGUGGGGAGGGUGCAGUUUCUAGCUUAGGAGCAGGGUUAGAUUUUGGUUCAGGGGUAUGCAUGGGUGCUGGGACAGCUGCUGCAACAGGAGUCUCACCGCUGGAUCCUGAAACCCCACGGAGGCUAUCGCUCCAAGAACCACAGACACCCCUGGAGUCACGGACACCACAGAGACACAGCUCCGACCCAGGGGGGAGCUAAAGAAGACACGGGGAUGAGGGGAAGGAGAGUGGGCUCAAGGCAGGGACACAGAGAAAAUGAGACUGCUGCAUUCAGCAACUCUUUAAGUUCCUCCUGGUUCCACCGCUCCAUGUGGCACUUUGGAUUUCAGGAGACACCUACUGUACCUGCCACUUAAACCUUUUAGGGCACCCAGCUACUCUAUCUUCACUGUCAACCUCUCAAUAAGGACUCACUGCUCAGAGAACGUGAAGCCAGGCAGGAGGUUGAGGCCUUUCAUUAUCUCUUUCUGAAGUCCCACCCUCUCCUCGGGAAACAUUUGGAGCUUUCUGAGCCCCACAAUGGUACAACCUUUAACCAAAACCACACACUGAGUGAACAUAGUCUGGUCUGGACCUCUCAGUCGUCCUUCUUAGGAUGUCGCUUUUUUCAGACUUACAUAUAAAUGACUGCUAACUUGUAGAAGAAUCCCUUUACUGCUGUAUCCAGUGUUGGAUGACUGACAAGUACCAUCGAAGACAACAUUGAACAGAAUGACGAAACAAGUAGCCAUUUACGUCUUGCACUGAAAAUCCUAUUGAUACGAUGAUUAUUCUAUUCUAUAUGUCCAUGGCGCUUCCGAUAAACUCUCAAACUGGUAAAUUGUAGUGUUAGCUGGCCUAACAGGAGUCCUGCUGUCUCGUCCUGUCAUUAGUUCCUCUCCCCUGAAGUCCUACACCCAAGAGGUGGAGCUGAUGUUCCACACUUCCCAAGAGCACACUGGAUUGGCUGGUUUGCACCUCAGGGGUGGGAACUGGAGGGUAAAAAGCCAUGAAUUUUCUUGAUGAACAUAUCAGCUGCCCUGUCAUAAACAUUGUACAGAUUUGCUAGGGAGUGAAGAACAUUUGGCACGCUUAGGCAGCGUCACAAACAGGUAAACUGGCAAACUUACAAGUUUUCCACAAGAACAGUGCACCAAAAAAUUAAAAAUAAAAAAACCACAAAAAACCCAGCUUACUAGUUUCAUGAGCUACGAGUUGUGACCUUACAGCAAAGUUGUGUUGGAUUAUUUUUGACACGAUGAAGUCAGCAGUGACUGGAUACUGGAACGCUUGUAUGUGUAACGUCACAUCAAAGCUCAUGCAUAAAGGGAAAACAUGUCGAGUGAUUCUAGUUUAUCAUAGGUUGAAUUUGCUACCUCAGAUUUCAUUGGUCCUUACUUUCUUUUUCUCCUAAGCAUGCACCCAGAAUGCUUCUACUAUGUACAUAAGCGUUUGUCAUGUGAUCCGUAAUUACACAAGUUUGCCAGUUUACAACGACCAGCCGAAUGCGCCAUUAUUCUAUGUACAGUAUAAUAUGCAAACACUGGCAAGACGACAGGAGCGAGUGUGAUUUAAUCUUACUACGUGUGUGAUAAGUUCAGGUCCAAAGCUUUUUAUGUGUGCGUUCGUCCUUGUUUUUGUCUUUCUGUCUGCAGAGCCUGGUGAUUAGUACGUUUGCAUCCAUGCACUGUCAAGGGUCAUUGGUUUUUCAUUUCCAAGACAAGUUUUUGUCUAGAAAGAAAAAAAGAAGAUGUGAACACCUUCAUUAAACAGGCAAAUGACAGUUUAGUGUUUGAAUUGAUAGCACAAACCCUUUACAAUGUUGACAUCACCACGAUUUUUUCUUUACUACAGCUGCAGAGAACACAGGAAGGAGAAACUGCACCUGACACAGUUAUUUUACAACAUUAUUUCAAUUACCUCCUACUUUGGGGUCCCAACAUCUCAUCCUUGUCACAAACUUUUAAUGCAGAUUCUUGCAGAGGUAUGAAAAGGCUGUAAUUACUUCAUCACACCACUGCUUUAUCUAUGUGAUAAGUUUAGAAACACAGCAUGCAAUGCGUUUAGAAACAAACCAGUUUUGUUCUAGCUCAUUAGAAAUGUACUCUUUGACAGUCAUUUGAUUCAGGAUUGACUCUGUUCAGGUCCAUCAAAAGAUGUGUCUGGUUCCAUUUAACUUUACAUGCAGUGCUGUUAUAGACCAAGGGAAGAAGACGCGUAGCUUCAAACUGUUGGCGCUGCUGUCCAUCUUAAAUAUCCAUCCACAGCACUUCAGUGAAAGGCUGCACUUCAUCAGUUCAAAGCAACAGUAAAAAUGUUAUCAGUAACCAGUUGAAUGACAACUUAAACUGAAUAAUGGCAUUUCCUUCUGUUUAUAAGUGCUUCUUUCACAUGAGCCAUACUGUAGGUAGACACGUACAGUUGUGGUUUUAAGUUUACCGACGCUCAUCAUGGACAUGAAUGUCAAGGCAAUACUGGGCUUUCAAAGGUUUCUUUGGACUACUCUUUCCCCGGCAUAGGAAUAGAGUUACAGAGUUGCAGCGCUGUAUCUGGACUCUAAAGCAGUUUUGAUUAACCCUAACCCCGUGCUGUAACCUAACGCAUCAGGUCGACGCAUACAACAGUGAUGUGAAUGUCAUCGAGGAUUGUGGUGUAGGGAUAAAAGGUGUUUCCAGUCCCGAGGUCAGUUGGGACGUAGAAACACAAAAUAAAUCUGGUUGGAUAUUUGACAACUCUUCUAUGAAGAAUUAGUAGAGUCCAGCUAAAAUGGUUGCAUUCUUAAGCAAGGUCCAAACAGUUUCCACUGGUUUGUGGGCAGGACUUUGGAAAAGUUGUUCCAGUUUUAUCUAUCUCACUUGCUUUAGUUUAUGUUUAGGUUACUACCCUGUUGAAACACCCAGUCAUUAAAUUUUCAACUGAUGGUUUGAGGUGUUGUGGAAAAAAUGUGACAUGGUCUGUUUCCUUCAUUAUAAUAUUCACGCUGUUCAAUGUACCAUUUCAACUGAUGUUACCACCACCAUGCUUAACAGUUGGUGGUGUUCUUGGUGUUUCUCCAAGCAAGCCUCUGGUAAAUUUCGCCAAGUUUAAUGGUGAAGGGCUUCCUUCUUGGACAACAAUUUGUCAUUCUGCUUGCAAUGUAAAACUUGCUUAGUUACAGACAGUGACAGUGAUGUUUGAGCAUGUUACAGUUUCAUCUUAGCUGAGCGUAGAAGUUUGAGUCUGACCUCAAGCAGAACGCAGUGACCCCAAGAGACUUCUCUGACUCUUUCUCAGAUCUACACCGAGCUUCUUGAAAUCUCUCAUUGUACUGUGUUAGUCAGUCUGUUGCGGUACCUGCAUUUAUGGCUCAAAGGAAUGUCUACAAAAUGUAAAUUUCCUACUCUUCACAAUGUUUGUUGUGCAGUCAUUUCAUCCCAGAAAAAGAACACGUCACAGAAAUGACUGAAAGCCCGAUACUGCCAAAACAUUCAUAUCCAGAUGUCCAGAAGCACGUACAACUAGAACUGUAAGGGUCACGAGGAUGAGUCUGGGAUUCAUUUUUAAUUACUGUAAAUGGCCUAAGGAGAAUGGCGCACACUGAGCUUACAAACUGUGUGUCAAAAAGAGAACAUCUAUGAAGGAAUAAACAGCAACACUUUUUCUAACGUGAUAUAGAAGAUGACGCAUACACUCUAAAAUAUAUUACUGGUCAUAUAGAGUAAAGGUGGAGUCUGGAUCUUGUACAAUCUGAUAUCCCCGUGUUGGUGUUCAUCCUGCAUUAUCAUUCAAUUCAAUUUUAUUUAUACAGCGCCAAAUCGCAACAACAGUCGCCUCAAGGCGCUUUAUAUUGUAAGGUAGACCCUACAAUAAUACAUACAGAGAAAAACCCAACAAUCAUAUGACCCCCUAUGAGCAAGCACUUUGGUGACAGUGGGAAGGAAAAACUCCCUUUUAACAGGAAGAAACCUCCAGCAGAACCAGGCUCAGGGAGGGGCGGGGCCAUCUGCUGUGAUUGGUUGGGAAGAGAGAAGGAAGACAAUGAUAUUGGUCCGAUCAACAUUGCGUCUGACCAAUGACAUUGUCUGAGUAUUCAGCUAGCAUUACCCACGAAGUUAGCGAAUGAUUUUAAAAACUGUCACUAACAAACCAACAAACCUGGACUAACAUUACAGUGAUGACACAGGAACAACACCAGUCCAGGGAUAUGAGAUACACCCUGGCGCACACCCAGAUACCUCUGGGCAGACAGAUGUGUUUAAAAUCAUAAAAGGUGAUGGAGGCAGAUUGACACUCCUUUAUAUUCGGGAAAAAAACAGGUUAUUUUUCUGCAUUAAUGGUCAUUUUUGCACAGUUUUUUUAAGUUGUCAAGAUGAAGGAAAACAAACACCCAUAACGUCUUCAAAAUGUGUCUUCCCUUAUACGCAGUUACAUGGAAAGACCCUUUCCUGUACUACGAAAUCAAAAGUUGUAAUGGAGAAAGAGGGCAAGCUUGUUGUUGAAGUGCAAUAGUCCUUUAAAGAGUUAAGACUUGUAGCAGCUUAACCACGUCCAUUUGAAUUUAAAGCACUUUAUUAUCAUUAUUAUUUUUAAACAGUGCAGAUGUUUAAUAAAGACUCAGGAAUGUGUCGCCGAUGUCACAGGUCUGAUUUUCCUUUGUCUCAAAAAACUCAAAACCAACCAAUCAGAAAGAAACAAAUUGGAUACGCGGUUACGUUUCAGCAGAGUUCCCCUUUAAUGCAGAAUUGUGAAGAUUGUAUUUCACUGUGGGUCUAUGGUGUUUAUUUAUUGUCGUAGGAUUAUGGUGUGUCUGUGGAUUUCUCACUUUGUUUCAGCAUGUAACGGCUCUCUGUGUUCUGUCAUUCUUUUGUUCACUCUGAUGACACUAUCGAUAUUUAUUCAGUAUUUAUCCAUAUUUAAUUAACAUUAUUGUACACUGAAAAAUUCUCAAUCAACUCCUGCCUGCAGUCAAGGCCACAUUCGGUAUCUCUCACCCGUUAGCCGUGGAAAUUGUCGGUGUCUGUGCGGUGAUUGGGCUGUGGUGUGCAGCCGCUUCAUAAAGGUGCACUUUAAGUUUGAACCAAAGCAAGCCCGUGCUGUAAACAAACCACUACUGGUGGCAUUGUAAACUUUAAUCCAGCUCUUUCACUCCCAAAAGAUUGUCGUCAUUUGAGUUAAGUGCAGAAAUGCAGCUGGAUUGAGUGUAACUGUAAACAAAGAUCUUUUUAAAGUGACUUGAUUGGUGAGGGUGUGAUGGGUUUGUUAGGAUGAUUGAUGAUGCUGUUUAGUGACGGCACACUGUAAACAGGGAUUCCAGCUUCUUUCAGAUGGACUGGAGCUUUUUUCCCUUCUUUUCGGUAUUCUAUAGUCGAAGCGUGAGUGAAAGCAUCACGGGUGUUUAAAGCUGUUAAGGUGACACUGACCAAAUCUGCUGAGCUCUUUUUACUACUGAACCGUACCUGGUUUAUUUCACUGCCAUCACCAGUUUUGUUUGGUUUUUUCCUACCAGCAGUCCCUGCCUGUGCUCUCCAGGAAACAAAGAACUAUUCUCGACUAAAUACCCAGUGGACCUGGCUUCUUUACAAGACUUUCUUUCUUUUUUUGACAGUGCAGUCGGUGGUUUUUUCCAGCAGUGGGCUCCCAUUGCCAUCUCACAUACUGUAGUGACUCUUCUGUUAGUGUUCAAUGACAGUCACCUAGUGGCCUGAACUGUAUCUUUACAUUCAGAACUAUGACCUCAAAACUAGAAUGUGGUUGUUGUCGACUCUUCUUCUCUGACCUUGUAUGUAACGGUAGACCUUAGUGCUAGAGGACACAUUUAUGUAUGCAUACUGCAUAUUAUAACAAUAGAGGGACACUUUCCAAGAAAAAAGAAACCAAGGGAGGGGACGGGGGAAUGUUUUUGUUUGUGGGCAGUUUUUGACUUGUGGGGGCAAGUGCUUCUUCCCCUUUGCAUUUAGACACACACACACACACACACACACACAAAAACAUAAGAACUGCCUGCGCACUUAAUACACAUGCCUCCCCUUAACAGCUCUUCCAUACUGCUGAGCUUUUUUCAGCUCUCUUCUACUUUCUAUGAGCUCUCACAGACUUGCUAUUUGUAGAUAUUUUGCGCACUUGAAGGAGGGAGGGGGGGUUUGGUACCGUUUACACAACACUGGAUCUAUUCUGCCUGUAAAUACCACCUUCUAUUACUUGUAAAGGAAUCGAACUCUUUGGCACUUGUAUAGCCAGCACUAUGCAGAAACCGAACUUUCUUUGGCAUGCUUUGAAAUGCAGAAUACUAUAGAGGAAAAUAUACAAAAUAAAUAAAGACUGCUCUAAUUUCUUAUUUAAAAAAAUAAAACAAGGAGCUGUCCAUGGUAAAAUGGAUGCGACGACGAUGACGGUGAUGAGGGUGAUGAAGCUAAAGACUUUUAAUAUUGUGCACAUUUUUACUUGCAUGCUGCACUGAAAAAUCAUCCGGCAAAGAGAAGGUUUGAUGUGCAAAGCAGCUGAUUUUUGCUGUAUGCUUGCAGACUGUGUGUAGAGUGAAACACUGAAUUCUUCCAGGUAACGGGAGAGUCGUUAUUUAUAUAAUACAUAUAUACAUACUACUUCCAGGUCAUGGAAGAGAGGGGUACUGAAUAGCUGCAAACAUAGUGAUCUUAGAUGAUACAAUAUUAUAUUGUAUACUUGUAUCUUUGGUUGCAAACCACUGUAACAGAGUGAUGCAUGUGUGGCAGUCCUGGGCAGAACUGUUGACCGUUUCCAAAAUAUCCUGAAGCACUUGAUUCCCCAUAUCUGGUCUCCGGGCUGUCUCGCCUGGGGGAGUUAAAUAAAGUACACCUACAUGAAAUGCAUUUUUGGACCACAUCUUGCUGUUUAAGUGUGACGUGGUAAAACCUCUUAGCAAUAGCAUAUCUUUAACACAUUUUGCUUAGAAGUACUGAGUCAUGACAUGUCCCAUCAAAACCAAUACUUUUUAAUCUUGUAUACUCUGGCAGUCUAUGGAAUACUGCUUAGCCAUAAAAUAGUAAUGCUGAGCUCGCCAGUGAAGCAGUUCUGAAAACCCGUUUUCUACAAAAUUGGGAAAAUGUGUAACAUGUAAAAAAAACAAAAACAGAAUUGAAACCACAAACAUGACAUCAAAUACUGAACAGGAGAAAUUUGACAUUGUUUUUUAACCUGUGGAAUGUCUCACUCCUAAAUAUGUCAGGCAACCAGUCGGUAACACGAUUAGGUUUAAAAAGAAAGCAUGGCUACAAUGUUUUUAGAGGGCCUGCUGCCAUCCUGAUGAUAUCUAUUUCAAUGAAGGCCUUUGUCAUUGUCUACAUUCAUUAGGACAAUGCUAAACAUUCUGCAACAUUCUCCAAGUAUUCCAACAGCACAGCUCUUCAGCAAGAGUCCAGGUGCUGAACUGGAGUGCAGCAAAUCUAAAUGUAUCUUUCUACAUUUUACACAUAAACCCAACUUUUUUUUUGGAAAAUCUGGGUUGUCCGAAGCGCUAAUGAUUCAUAUCAAAGACUGCAAAAGGUUGGAGGGGAAACGGUGACGCUCCAGGUUCUGAUUGUGUGAUAGCAUAAUCAAAUGGUUGAUCUUUAUAAAAUUUGAAAAAUAUUUCUUUCAAUAAACCUCUUUGAAAGCAAA